AAGGAAGGUCCUACCGUAAUAUACUACUAAUAAAGGUGUUACAAUGAGUUACAUUUCGAACUAUUCAUGGGUGCUUCUACUUUUUAGGGAGGGAUUUAAACAUCGAAAGGUUGAUGAAAUGCUCAUCGCAAAAACACUGCAGCUGACACUUGCAAUAUUAAAACCAGAUGUUGUCAAGCAUCCUUAUAUUGUCCAGGAGAUUCGAGAGUUGAUUCUGGCCAACAAGUUUUAUUUUGUGAAGUCAAAGUUGAUGCAUUUAACCAAACUACAGGCAGCUGAGUUCUACAAGGAACAUGAUGGAAAAUUCUUUCAGGGUCGUUUGAUAAACUUUAUGACCAGAACAAGCUGUUGUAGUCAUGCCUGUCAUGAGCGCAGGUGUCUGCUUAUGCUGGCUCCUUCCUUCAGGACAUUAAAGAGGUUGGGGUUGGUGGGAGGAAGGGACCGCCCACGCUUGGCAAGUGCAAGCGAGCACAAGCAGCCCAACAAGAGUCAGUAGUGGGAACUUCCAGUUGAGACGCGUAGCAGAGAAGUUGUGUGAAAACUUCACUCUGUUGUUCUAGGUCAAAAAAUGGAUUGAGUUGCGACCCAACAUAUAUUAUAUUGGUAUGUGGUGUGUGUGGACUUUACAAGCUGGACUACAUGUACUAGUUUACAGGAGCUGAAUAUUUGUAAAAUUGUUUCCAAGUGACAAUGUAGCUGGACAAUAACACUGGAAUUUUUGUAUCGUGUGGUACAUGGAAUGUCAUGUGUAGACAAUUAUAGUACUGACCUAAUUUGCAUUUAUAAACAUUGAACAUCGAAUGAAAAUUUCGGUAUACUUGAACAUUGGUCCAAUAAUGUAUCUAUGGUAAAAUACAUAUAAAACUAAAAAAAAAUAUAUAUAUUUAUUUUAAGGUGAGUCAAUUGAAGGGUUUUUGUUUGUUUUGUUUUUUGUUUUUAGGACUAGUUAAAAGCUAGAUUUUCUUUUCAAACAAUGCCUAACAUUAUGUGUAAUGUGGAAUGUCAUGUGUAGACAAUUUCAGUAUUGACCUAAUUUGUACUUAUAAACAUUGAACAUUGAAUGAACAGUUUUGGUAUACUUGGACAUUGGUCCAAUAAUAUAUCUGUGGUCAAAUACAUAUAAACUGAAAUAUAUAUGAGGCGUCACACGCGAAAACCUACAACUUAGCAUGACAUCAGAAACCGAGUAAACGCAGCUCAAAGUUUGAUGUCACAUGUAAACGCGGAAGUAAAAGUUGACAUGCUGUUUGCAUUGUUCGUUUUGAAGAAUUUAGAAGAUGACAUCUUCUUCUUUACAUGAAAAUCAGUUUAAAGUAAACAUAUCUCUCUAUGUACAAUAGUGUUUACCGGUAGUUACUAUUUUGUAUUUUGUACCUGAGAACAUUGGUCGAGAUCAUUAGCGAUACCAUCAGUACUUUGAUACUCAUUUACAAGCAUACGGAGAAGUCUAUAUAUCAAUAUGGUAUGCAAGGAUCACAUGUUUUUAUAACGUACAUGAUUAUACAUAACAUAAAGUUCAGCAUACAAGUUAUAUACAAUAUUCAUAAGUUAGACCAUAUACAUCAAAUUAGGAUCGUAUCGGGUUGCAUGGGUCUACCAUUCGGUUAGGUCUACCUGUUCUGUGGACUACAAUCAACACCACUAUUUCUACUCCUAUUUCUAUUUAUAAUCUAAAUACUGAAAACUAAAUCAUUUCCUAUAAAUAUAUAUAUCUGUAACAAUACUACAUUUUUAGCUAUUUAUUUUACCAUCAUUUGCAAACACAUUUACUGUCAUCUGCAAACACAUUGCGGUACGGUAACAGAAACGUUUCAUUUAUAUCCCUUUAUUAUACGUCAUGAUGUCAUUGCAUAAGCUGGUCUAGAGAUUAACAUGCGGAGGUAUAGUAGAUCAAUUCUCGAAAGGUUGUUUCUCCCUCAACCAAUUUUAUUAUUAUUAUUAUUGUU
Molecule: messenger RNA, 1946 nt
Organism: Gigantopelta aegis
Lineage: Eukaryota; Metazoa; Mollusca; Gastropoda; Neomphalida; Peltospiridae
Product: nucleoside diphosphate kinase 6-like
Exons: 4
Coding region: 44-496 (150 amino acids)
Biological process (GO): UTP biosynthetic process; CTP biosynthetic process; GTP biosynthetic process
Molecular function (GO): nucleoside diphosphate kinase activity
Source: RefSeq, a predicted model, not a curated record